Messenger RNA from Chiroxiphia lanceolata (lance-tailed manakin), 1997 nucleotides. It is a transcript of the gene UBXN1, whose product is annotated as UBX domain protein 1. The record is from RefSeq and is a predicted model, not a curated record. Bases 856 to 1680 code for a protein of 274 amino acids. The transcript has 8 exons. Lineage: Eukaryota; Metazoa; Chordata; Aves; Passeriformes; Pipridae. Gene Ontology annotation, molecular function: protein binding.
AUUUGCCCCAGGACCCCCCCCAGGCCCCCCCCUCCCGACUCCCUCCCGUCCCCCCCAACCCUCUUAGGGCCCCCCCGAAAUGCCCUGCAGGAUUUCCGGGCCAGUUUAAGAGUCUCGGGACCACCUUAAGGACCUCGGGACCGUUUUGGGGUCCUUUGCUCACAUUUUAGUGCCGCUUUCAAGGUUUUUUUCGCACAAUUUUGGGGCCAUUUCGGGUUAUUUUCGGUUCCUCUCCCGUUUCCGCGCUCGGGACGCGAUCGCGUCUCGCUUUGUGUCCCCCCCGGGCCGCCGUCAGCGGGGUCGCUCACGUGACCCGGCGCGCGGGCGGUCACGUGACCGGCCGGGCCGUGAUGGCGGCGGGUGGCGAGGCCGGGCCCGGCCGGGCCCUCGAGGCGCUGCUGGAAAUGGGAUUCGGGGCUCGCCGGGCGUGAGAGACCGACCGGGGGCACCGGGGGGGGGGAACGGGGUGGAACGGGGUGAAGCGCGGGGCAACGGGGGAGGCGGCCUGGGUACUCCCGGGGGGCGUCCCGGUGGCUCCGGUAACCGGGAGAGGGGUCUUGGGAUGGAACUCGGAACAUCGGGAAGGGACUAAGGGUAUCCUAGGAUGGGCUCCGGUAACGCGAGGAGAGGCUCCGGUAACCUGGAGAGGGGCCCUGGGGACCCCCGAGAGGGUCCCGGUGGCUCCGGUAACCGGGAGAGGGGUCGAGGGGGGGCUCCGGUAAACGGGAGAAGCGCGCCCGGGAUGGGACUCUGGAGGGUCCCGGGACACCGAGAAGAGGCUCCGGUAGCUCCGGUAGCUCCGGUAACCUCGGGAAGGGAGUCGGGAGGGGUCCCGGUGGCUCCGGUGACAGGGACAUGGACCCUGGGAUGAGAUGCGGUAACCGGGGGGAGCCGGGGGGGGUCCCGGUGUUAACGAGGGGUCCCCGCAGGGCGAAGGCGCUGGCGCUGACCGGGAACCGCGGGGUGGAACCGGCCAUGGACUGGCUGGUGGCCCACGAGGACGACCCCGACUCGGAUUCAGACCCUGAACUGCCCCCGGGUUUUGGGAUCCCCGGGGGGAUCCCCCCGAAUUUGGGGGGGCUCCGGCAGCCCCAGGAGGAGGACGAGACCCAGAAGCUCCUGUUGGCCGCGGGGCAGGAGCGGGAGCGGCGGCGCCGGGGGCAGGAGCUGUCGCGGCUGCGGGAGUGGCGCCGGGACGAGGAGCGGCGCCGGGCGGCCGAGGAACGACGCCGGGACCGCGCCGAGGAGAGGGCGGCCCGGCAGCGGGUGAAGGAGAAGAUCGAGCGGGACAAGGCUGAGAGAGCACAGAGGUUCGCCCCCUCCCCCGCUGAGCCCCCCCCACAGACCCCUCCCCCCGGGGCGGAGCCGCCGGCGCCGCGGGAAUACGACGAGUGCCGGAUCCAGGUCCGUCUCCCGGACGGGCGGGCGCUCACGCAGCGGUUCCGGGCGCGGGAGCCGCUGGCGGCCGUGCGGCUCUUCGUGGAGCUCAACCGGGGCACUGGGAGCACUGGGAGCACUGGGAGCACAGGAGAACCCCCCCAGAGCCCCCCGGAGCCCUUCAGCCUCCGCACGGCCUUUCCCAAGAGGCUCUUCACCGAGGAGGACAUGGAGAAACCCCUCCAGGAGCUGGGUCUGGUCCCCUCCGCCGUCGUCAUCGUGGCCAAGAAGGAGGGGAGCUGAGGAGGGGAAGGGGCCUGGGGACCCCCAAACCUUUCUGUGGGGACCCCCCAGGGACCCCCAGACCCAAAUAAACCUCAGCUGUGCCCCCCCCCAAAAUCCUGUCUCUGUGUCCCCCCCCAAACACACAAGGGGGGGGGGGGGGGCAAAGCAUCUUUAUUGGGGGGUCUCACCCCCUUGCUGCUCCCGGGGAGGGGGGUCCUGGGGGUUCUGGGGGAUCCUUGUAAUAUUGGAGGGGCUGGGGGACCCCAACCCCCCCUCCCAGAGACCCACAGACCCAAAUAAACCUCAGCUGUGCCCCCCUCCCAAAAACAGAAUUA